UAUCUGUAUUUGAAUGUGUGUCUCAUUUGUGCAAAUGUUUUGUUAAUUUCCCAGACUAAGUCUGCAAAGGGAUUCAGAAUACUUCGAAGCCAGAAAUGUUUUGUAGUCCGAUCAUCGUCUUCUGAUUCUGUUGAUGAGCCAGAAGCUCCAAUUGCUCCACUUCAACUUGAAUCUCCUGUGGGUCAGUUUCUAACUCAGAUUAUGAUAAGCCAUCCUCAUCUUGUUCCUGCUGCUGUUGAACAGCAGCUUGAACUCCUCCAAACUGACCGCGAAUCUGAGAAACAAGAUGACAGUCCUUCUGGUACAGACUUAGUCUUAUACAGGAGGAUUGCAGAGGUGAAGGCAAAUGAUAGGAAAAAGGCUUUGGAAGAGAUAUUGUAUGCUUUAGUUGUUCAGAAGUUCAUGGAAGCAAAUGUGUCUCUAAUCCCUUCAAUAACUCCAUCUUCACCAAACACAUGGGCAAACCAAAACGAGAAUCUCGAGAGUCUCCAUUCACCUGAAGCAUACGAGAUGAUUCAAAACCACUUAUCUUUGAUUUUGGGUAAUCGUUUAGGCGAUUCAACAUCCGUAGCUCAAAUAAGCAAACUCAGAGUUGGCCAAGUUUACGCAGCUUCUAUCAUGUACGGUUACUUUCUCAAACGGGUAGAUCAAAGAUUCCAACUCGAGAAAACAAUGAAGAAUCUUCCUCAAGGUAUAAACGACGAAGAGAGGAAGAAGAACGAAACGGUUCAGAUCGAAUCCGAAACCUGGGGAGCUGGUGGGCCUAGUCCUGGAGGUUUUGGCCAUGGAAUGAAGUCUUCAAAGUUGAGAAACUACGUGAUGUCUUUCGACGGUGAAACCCUACAGAAAUACGCCACAAUUAGGUCUAAAGAGGCGGUUACAAUGAUCGAGAAGCAUACAGAGGCUCUGUUUGGGAAACCUGAGGUUGUUAUGACGCCAUUAGGGUCUAUUGAUCCUUCUAACCAUGAUCAUAUAAAGAUUAGCUUUGGCGGGCUGAAAAGACUUGUUCUGGAGGCGGUUACUUUCGGUUCUUUUCUAUGGGAUGUCGAGAGUCAAGUGGAUUCCAGGUAUCAUUUCGUUAUGAAUUAGUUAAAUGAUAUUAUUAUUAUUAUUAUCAUCUAAUCUGUAACCUACAAAAUGAAACUGAUAUUCAGUGUAGUGUGUUUUGUGGCUUUUGAAUUAAUUAGAGAUGUAAAGAAAGAAAGAUUGUUGUAGAAUAAUUAAACACUGAAGUUUGAUGA
Molecule: messenger RNA, 1241 nt
Organism: Impatiens glandulifera
Lineage: Eukaryota; Viridiplantae; Streptophyta; Magnoliopsida; Ericales; Balsaminaceae
Product: UV-B-induced protein At3g17800, chloroplastic-like
Exons: 2
Source: RefSeq, a predicted model, not a curated record